This is a messenger RNA of Vanessa atalanta (red admiral), 3442 nucleotides long. It is a transcript of the gene Lztr1, whose product is annotated as leucine-zipper-like transcriptional regulator 1 homolog. Gene Ontology annotation, cellular component: Golgi apparatus. The record is from RefSeq and is a predicted model, not a curated record. The coding region runs from base 336 to 2714 and encodes 792 amino acids. The transcript is spliced from 16 exons. Gene Ontology annotation, molecular function: protein binding. NCBI's taxonomy places the organism in Eukaryota, Metazoa, Arthropoda, Insecta, Lepidoptera, Nymphalidae.
CUCAGAAAGCUUAAACAAGUGUAUUGUCGGCCUUCUUGGGUUUAUAGAGCUUAAAAAUAACAAUCAGAAUUGUUCAAUGUGUAAAGUAUAAUAAAAAAAAUUAAUUUAAAUUAAAUAUUCAGUGUUACUACUAGAAACGGAACGGAAGUCAAUAAACUCCAUAUCCAAAACAGUCGACCUAUAUAUCGCACAUAGUUUAUUUCGAGGUUUCUUAUAUUUCAACAGUGUCCUGGAUUAAUAUUCUACUUUACUUGUGUUGUCCUAAAUUAAGACUACUAGAUCAUAGUUACAAGUCAACUGUCGUAAAAAAAACAAACAUUCCUGCUGAUAUAAAGAUGCAAAAUAUAGCGAAGUUGAUAACGGAGCAACUUCGCAACCCAAACGAGCUUGAUAUUAGCUUAAGGAUGGAGUUUGGACCAUUUGAAACUGUUCACAAAUGGAAACGAAUGUCUGAAUGCUAUGAGUUUGUGGGAGCAAGACGAAGUAAACACACUGCAGUUGCAUACAAAGACGCAAUAUAUGUGUUUGGUGGUGACAAUGGCAAGUCUAUGCUCAAUGAUCUUAUAAGAUUUGAUAUAAGAGAAAAAUCAUGGACAAAGACAGGAUGUAUGGGCACUCCUCCAGCCCCGAGAUAUCAUCAUUCUGCUGUGGUACACAGAUCUUCAAUGUUUGUAUUUGGUGGAUACACUGGUAAUAUUUUGGCAAAUUCGAAUCUGACCAAUAAAAAUGAUCUAUUCGAAUACAAGUUCCAAAGCGCUCAGUGGGUACAAUGGAAAUUUACUGGCCAAGAGCCAGUUCCACGAUCGGCUCACGGCGCUGCCGUGUACGACGAUAAGCUGUGGAUAUUCGCUGGCUAUGAUGGAAACGCCCGCCUGAAUGACAUGUGGACGAUUAACUUAGUGGGCGAGAACCAUCAAUGGGAGAGCGUGGAGCAGAAGGGCGACUGUCCGCCGACGUGCUGCAACUUCCCGGUGGCCGUCGCGCGCGGGAAGAUGUUCGUGUUCAGCGGCCAGAGCGGAGCCAAGAUCACCAACGCUCUCUUCCAGUUCGACUUCGAGACGCACACCUGGAGCCGCGUGUGCACGGAGCACCUGCUGCGCAGCGCGGGCCCGGCGCCGGCGCGGCGCUACGGGCACGUCAUGCUGCAGCACGACCGCCACCUCUACGUGUUCGGCGGCGCCGCCGACAGCACGCUGCCCUCCGACCUGCACUGCUACGACCUGGACACGCUCGAGUGGUCGGUGGUGCACCCGGCGCCGGAGUCGCAGAUCCCGUCGGGGCGGCUGUUCCACGCGGGCGCCGUGGUGGGCGACGCCAUGUACAUCUUCGGCGGGACCGUCGACAACAACGUGCGCAGUGGGGACCUCUAUCGCUUCCAGCUUUCAAACUACCCUCGAUGCACACUACACGACGACUUCGGGCGCAUCCUGAAAUCGCAGCAGUUCUGCGACGUGACUCUUCUGGUGGGAGCUGAACAGACGGAAGUGUUCGCUCAUCAAGCCAUGCUGGCUGCGAGAUCGCAGUAUCUAAGAGCUAAAAUUAAAGAAGCGAAAUUGGCUCUCGCUAAACGCAUUGCGGCGGGCGAGGAGAAGGCGGAAGAGUGCUCGUACAAGUCCCGCCCCCAACUCACCGUCAUCCUGCACGAGGCGACGCCCGAGGCCUUCAACAUGGUCCUCAACUAUAUUUACACGGACAGAAUCGAUCCCACUGAAAAAGACGAGGACCCCGAGUCGCCGGCCACCAUCCUGCUGGUGAUGGAGGUGCUGCGCCUGGCGCUGCGGCUCAACGUGCCGCGCCUGCGCGGCCUGUGCGCGCGCUACCUGCGCGCCAACCUGUGCUACGGCAACGUGCUGCCCGCGCUGCACGCCGCGCACCGCGCGCAGCUCGCCUGCAUCAAGGAGUACUGUCUGAGGUUCGUCGUAAAAGAUUACAACUUUACGGCCAUCGUGAUGUCACCCGAGUUCGAGCAAAUGGACCAGCGAUUAAUGGUGGAGGUGAUCCGUCGCCGGCAACAGCCCUCGAGCAAGGUGGCCGCCCACAACGAACAGGAGGAGGAGAUCCUCGGCACGACGCUGGAGCAGGACAUGUGCGUGUUCGCGGGCGGCGGCGGCGCCGAGCUGGCGGACGUGAAGCUGCGCGUGGGCGGCGCGGCGCGGCCGGCGCACCGCUCCAUCCUGGCCGCGCGCGCCGCCUACUUCGAGGCCAUGUUCCGCUCCUUCUCGCCGCUCGACAACGUCGUCAACAUUCAGAUCUGCGACACGGUGCCCUCGGAGGAGGCCUUCGACUCCCUGCUGCGGUACAUUUACUACGGCGACACCAACAUGCCCACCGAGGACUCGUUGUACCUGUUCCAGGCGCCCAUAUACUAUGGUUUCACAAACAAUCGGCUCCAAGUGUUCUGCAAACAUAACCUCCAAAGCAAUGUCUCUCCGGAGAAUGUACUCGCCAUCUUACAAGCCGCGGACCGUAUGAGGGCCACUGAUAUUAAGGAGUACGCUCUUAAGAUGAUCGUCCAUCAUUUUGAUCAGGUGGCCCGCCAAGACGCUAUCAAGAAUCUCGCGCAACCUCUACUAGUCGACAUCAUAUGGGCACUCGCCGAAGAGCCACGCGUCGACACACCCCUCCCCCUCCAACCGCGCUCCCUCCCGCCGUCGACAUCAGCCGACACACUCGCAGAGGACCCAGAAUACAAACGCCACAGAACGGGAAACUAAUGAAAAUGGUGCCUAAAUAUUGGUAUCAUGUUCAAUAAGAGAUGUCAAGAUUGUCGCACUAUAAAGUAUUUAGGGGAAAACUGUAAUCUCUUUAUGUUUAAUGAAAGGGUUUAUCAUAAAUGAUAUGGAACAAACCCAUUCCACAGAUCUUGGUAUAUUAAAUAUGCAAGAUUCUUUGCACAAAUCUAUAUCCAUCCAACAGAAGGUGGUUUGUUAAUUAAUUUAUUACUCUGUUUAAUAUGUGGUGUGAUGGAAAUGUCAAUUUGGGACUUUGUCGCGUGUAUUAUAUAACCAAAGUUAACAGAUACGUUUAAAGUCUAAUUUAAACAUCUAGCAGUAUUAUUUUUUUAGAAGAAUAAAUGAUACAUCCGAUCAAAUGACUAGAUAUGCUGAUACAGUAGAGCCUAGUUCAUUGGCACUAAUUUAAUGAAAAAAAUAUUGAAUUGUUUUGUUAACAGUAAGUUUGUAUGUUAAAAACUUCUGUCAUUAAAAAUGUGUAAUGAAACUUAAAGGAAGGUAAUGUAUUUAAAUGGAAAAUAAUAUAUAAUAGCAUUUCACAGAAAAAAUCCUAUAAUCUAAGCAUUCGGUUAUCUGGAUUCAGAUUCGGGACUGUGUAUUUUUCUAAUGGUGAAAUGUGAAUAGUAGGAAAAUAAGACAUGCCGAAGUGAUGGCUUUAUUUUCUAAAUAGUUUGGAAAUUGAAUUAUAUUAAAUUAUAGAUCUUUAUAUU